UAGCCUUGUUGCCAGUGAUCGCCUGCCAAAGCCGCACGCCCACCCCGGCUGCCGCCGCUCCUAUCCCGCACGGAAACUCACGCUGCCGCUGUGCAGCCGCAGCCGCAGCCGCAGCCUGCCACGCCCUUUCCCGACCGUCCCCCCGCGCGGCCGUGCCGAGAGGCGAAGGGCUCCCCCGCCGGCUGCCGCCCGCCCGCCGUGCCCAGUUCCCUAGCUAGCUACGCGCGCGCGCGCGGCGGAUCGAUCGGAGUUGGAGCGGGCAUGGGUCGCGCGCCGUGCUGCGACAAGACGAGCGUGAAGCGGGGGCCGUGGUCGCCGGAGGAGGACGAGCUGCUGCGGAGCUACGUGCAGAACCACGGCACCGGCGGCAACUGGAUCGCGCUCCCGCACAAAGCAGGGCUGAACCGGUGCGGCAAGAGCUGCCGGCUGCGGUGGCUCAACUACCUGCGCCCGGACAUCAAGCACGGCGGCUACACGGAGCAGGAGGACCGGAUCAUCUGCUCCCUCUACAACUCCAUCGGGAGCAGGUGGUCCAUCAUCGCCUCCAAGCUGCCCGGCCGGACGGACAACGACGUCAAGAAUUACUGGAACACCAAGCUCAAGAAGAAGGCCGUCGCCAUGCACAACCAGCAGCAGCAGCAAGAGUACUACAACCACCACCACCACCAGCACGCCUCGGGCGGCCGCUCCCGCCGCGGCGCCGGGACCCCCCAGAGCCAAUGCGCCUCCAUGCAGCCGUCGCCCGCAUCCGCCUCGUCCGCGGCCAGCGCCGGAGACGCGGCGUGCAGCUUCGGGGCCAUGUACUCCCCGUCGACGCUGCAGCAGGCGACAGCGGUGCUCGCGCGCUACGACGGCGCGGCGACAGCGCCACUUCCGCCGCCGCCGCAGCAGCAAGCGUCUUCGCUCGCGGAGUUCUCCCCCGCGCCGCCGCCGCCACCCGCCGGCUCCGCCAUCAACAGCUGGGCCGGAGGCCUGGCCCUCGACGACAUGUUCCUGCCCGAGCUCCUAGGCGUCUGCGACUUCCCGCCCGGCGACAUCUUCGGCGGCGGGUUCGCGCCGCUGCUCCAGGACAGGGCGUCGUCCCUGCAGGAGCUCGCGGCGUGCUACUUCCCUAACGCGCAGGCGGCGGAGAUGUGGACGGCCGCGGAUCACGUCAAGCCGCCGCCGCCGGCCGGCCUGUGCCCCAGCUUGACCUGACCGAGAGAGGGUGCACUAACGCUCCGCCGUCUACCCGCGGAAGCUUCGGCAAUUAAUGACUUGCGGCUAGCUAGCGCCUCUUGCUAUAGCUCGCUAGCUUCUGGCUCUCCCUGUCCAUGGAUCUCUCCAUGAGGUCAUUACAUGUACAUUAUCUUAUGGUCUGUGGUUGCUAGCACCAUGCCAUAGAGGAAAUUGUUAGAUGUGGAUUGAUGCCAAUUCGCCAUUGCUCUAGCUUGGCUUCUGUUCAGCCUCUACCAACCAGUCAGUCAGUCAGUCACUGUUCAAAACUAUUCUUCUUCUCAGUGCCGUUGUUUCCGACUGUGACAAUGACACGGCAGUGCUCGCUCUCCCAGCAGCUGCCUGCCCCACAAGCUUA
Messenger RNA from Panicum hallii, 1573 nucleotides. RefSeq names its product transcription factor MYB4-like. The transcript has 2 exons. The record is from RefSeq and is a predicted model, not a curated record. NCBI's taxonomy places the organism in Eukaryota, Viridiplantae, Streptophyta, Magnoliopsida, Poales, Poaceae. The coding region runs from base 262 to 1197 and encodes 311 amino acids.